Paramecium pentaurelia is the source of this 1421-nucleotide messenger RNA. Lineage: Eukaryota; Ciliophora; Oligohymenophorea; Peniculida; Parameciidae. The record is from the annotation of a GenBank genome assembly.
AUGACAACAGACUAAAGCUUUGAAUAUUUUACCACAGAUUUGUAUGUUAUGGGUGAUAACAAAGAGUCUUAAUGUGGUAUAGAUAACUAAGACUAUGUUAAUAAAUUAACCAAAAUUAAUCUACCAAUGGUAAUACGUGAAAUAGCUUGCGGGUUGGAGCAUACUUUAAUUGUGACAAGUUUUAUUGAUAUCAUUCAUUGUUAGAUGAAGGAUAAGUUUAUGCUUUUGGUUCAAAUUUGAAGGGAUAACUAGGAGUUGAAAAUAUAUCUGUAGCAUGUUCUCCAAUAUAAGUUUAGGGAAUAAACAAUUUAAAUUGUAUAAAGAUAGCAGCUGGAGAAUAUCAUUCUUGUUUAUUGACUGGUAUAAAUUAUGAAUUAAUAAAGAGAUGAAAAUUAAGGUUAUUAAUGGGGAGAUAAUAUUGUUAAACCAUAAUUCAUAAGAUAGGCUUAAAAUAUUAAGUGUGGUUUGAAUUUUACAAUCUUUUAAGAUGAUUGUCUAUAUAUUUAUAAGAAUUAAGUUUUACAAACAUUGUAAAUUCAUUCAUAAAUAUCUGAAUUUGCUUGUUCUGCAUACAAUUUAUUUUAUUUGGACAAUAAUAAUAGUUUGUUUAUGCAUCCAGAAAAUAAAUUAAUAGAUAAUGUAUCAAAUAUAUUUAGUGGUUAUUAUCUAUCUUUAUUGACUGAAGAAAAUAAGUUAUAUUACUAUUAGGAUAAAAAAUUAAUUCAAGUCAAUAUUUAAACAAAUAAAAUAGAUAGUACUUUUAGUAAAGAGUUUGCAAUUAUUUUGGAUGAGAAUAAUAAAGCUAUUAUAAUUAAUUUGAAAACGUAACAAUAAAAGGAAUAGGAUUAUGUUUUUCAUGCUAUAAGUUCUGGUGUUAAUCAUCUUAUUUUGAUUGGAAAUAUUACUAGAGGCUCAAAAUAGGAUUAAGAAUAAGAAGAAUAAGAAUAAAUUUAAGAAGCUGAUGAUGAUUCCAUUUUAGAAGAAGAUGGUAUGAGCCCAAUUAUCACAUAAAAAACUUAAUAAGAUGUAAUAUAUAGAAUUAAUCUUAGUAACUUCUAAAUACUCAAUAAAAUAAUACUUUUUCAUUUUCUAUUAGGAAGGAUCUUUAAUUGUUACAUAGUAUAAAAGUAAAUCAUAAAGAGACAUAGACUGAUGACGAUAUAUAUUAUUAAUUAAAAUAUGAAAAUGAAGAAUUAAGAAAAAUACAAUAAUAGUAAAAAAAGAAUCUAGAAAUAUAAAUCUAAUUUUAAAAAACAUUAUAAGAUUAAAUCAAUCGAUUAACAUAAGAAAAUCAUAUGUUGAAAUUAGGAUAAAAUAAAAAUCAGUUAUUGAGUUUAAUCAAAUAAAAGCAGUAAAAUCUAAGAAAUUUGAUUGAUGAAUUUUACUAUAAAUAAAGGGAGUUUCUUGAAUAAAAAAAAUGA